Oncorhynchus gorbuscha (pink salmon) is the source of this 7361-nucleotide messenger RNA. Its product is annotated as histone deacetylase 7-like. Gene Ontology annotation, molecular function: histone deacetylase activity. The record is from RefSeq and is a predicted model, not a curated record. The transcript is spliced from 26 exons. Gene Ontology annotation, biological process: chromatin organization; negative regulation of transcription by RNA polymerase II. Gene Ontology annotation, cellular component: histone deacetylase complex. Lineage: Eukaryota; Metazoa; Chordata; Actinopteri; Salmoniformes; Salmonidae. Bases 394 to 3267 code for a protein of 957 amino acids.
UAGAGAGAAGUCGUGUGACGCUAUUUUUGGUGCUACCCGCUUAGACUUCUAUUUUCGUCUUCUUCAGGGGCUGGACAUACCAAGUUGCUUGCGAUAACUAAUUAUUUCUCCCUCACUUGUAGCCUACUGACGAAUCUCAUCCUUGGCCACCGGUCUCUUUCCCUGUAUGUUACUCGACAGUCAUUUCACAAAUAGGCUUCACAGGACUAGUAACAGACGACAUUGGCUUUUUGGAGGAAUAUUUAUAAUGUGGAUUUAGAACCUGUUGCGUUGUUGUGACAUUCUUACAAGAUGGAAUCACGGCGUCGGGACCUACGGUAGACAAAGCCCGACGGGACAGCUUUUUAUCAAGUGUCAGAGUCCUCGGUGUCGGCGCCCCUGGGGUCAGUCCCCAUGGACCUGCGUGUGACGGAGCGUGUGAUGCGGCCGGGUUCGGACACAGCCCUGCUGACCCCCCUGCACCCUCCGCUGCUCCUCAGCCCCUUCUCCCCCCAGCCCUGCACCCCUUUCUCGCAGCAGCAGCUGCACCAGCACAUACGGUUCAACAUGGAACAACGGAGACGUGAGCAGGAGCAGGAGAAACAGCAAGAGCUGCAGCAGCUGUGGCACAAGGACAAGAGCCAACAGAGUGCUGUGGCCAGUUCCCUGGUGAAGCAGAAACUCCAGGAGGUGAUUCUGAAGAAGCAAAAACAACAAGCCCUGGGAAGAACCAGCUCCAACCCUCUCAGUGGUCCCCCUGUGGGCUACAGGGAGCUGGCUCCAGACCCCAGUGGGCCGCCCCAGCCUCAGCUGUCCUCCCCCGCACAGGGUUCCAGCGACGGCUCAGAUGACACUCCUCUACGCAGGGCAGCCUCAGAGCCCAACCUGAAGGUGAAACACAAGCUGAAGAAACACCUGAACACUCGUAAGAGUCCUCUGACACGCAAGGACAGUGCCCCGUCCCCCAUCAAACACCGGGUGCCCGACACUCUGGACUCGUCCCCCAGCAGCAGUAGCACACCAGUGUCUGGCUGCAGCUCGCCUAACGACAGUCUACCCAAUGAGAACGGAGUGCUGCAAUCUGUUGGCGGGCUGUCCCAUGAGGUUAUUAUCCGAUUGGCCCAGAGACUGCUGCUCCAGGAUGGGUCUCUAGCCCACUUCACCGUCCAGAGUUCCUCAGUCCUACCCACCAUCACCCUGGGCCUGCCAGCCAAUGCCAGGAGUGAUGGAGACUUGUCCCCUCUGAAGGUGGGUCGGGUGCCUAUGGUGACGGGAGGCCAGUCUGUCUACCUUCCCCUGGGGACGGAGGAGCAGAGUGGGUCGCUGUCCCCUCACUUCCAGCCUGUCCUCAUCCUGGAGCCCUCCAGACUGGUGCACGCCCCAAUGCUCGCUGUUCCAGGCCUGGGCCCUGUUCCUCUGCAGUUUUCCCCCCAGAUGGAUCAUCUGGCCCCGGAAGGGGGCCCUCACAAGCCUCUGAGCCGGACUCGCUCAGAGCCCCUGCCCCAGAGCCCCAGAUCCCUUCACCCCCAUCUGCUGCAGCAGCACCACAACAGCCAACUAUUGGAGAGACUUAAACAGCAGACACAUCUGGGAAAGCUGAUGUCUAAGACCAGUGAGAAGCCUCGUCUCAAACAGAUCCCCUCAGAGGACAUGGACUCUGAGGAGGUGGGGCCAGCGCCCAGCGAUAUCUAUCAGGGCAGAGCAAGGGCGGAGUCACUGAGGGAGGCGGAGCUUGUGUCUGCGGCAGACAGCCAGGGAGGACAGAUCAACCUGCAACACACACUCAUACUCAACCAGUCGUUGCUAUGGGAGAAACAGAAACAGCUGCAGCAGCUGCGUCGCCAGACAGCCCACAUGGAGACACUGGCGGUACCCAUUAUGCUUGGCGGUGCCCACCGCCCCCUCUCCCGUACCCAGUCCUCGCCAGCCUCCACAUCCCUCACGUUGCCAGACAAACCCCUACCCCUGUCCACCCCAGAACCACGCUUCACCACCGGUCUGGUUUAUGACUCUCAGAUGCUGAAGCACCAGUGCACAUGUGGUGACAACAGCAGCCACCCAGAGCAUGCUGGGAGGAUCCAGAGUAUCUGGUCACGUCUCCAGGAGAGAGGUCUCAGGGGCCAGUGUGAGACUAUCCGAGGUAGGAAGGCCACUCUGGAGGAGCUGCAGUCGGUCCAUUCAGAGCGUCAUGUCCUUCUGUAUGGCACCAACCCUCUCAACCGCCUCAAACUGGACAACCGCAAGCUGUCCGGCAUUCUCUCUCAAAGGAUGUUUGUGAUGCUGCCAUGUGGAGGAGUAGGGGUGGAUAAUGACACAAUCUGGAACGAGUCUCAUACAUCCACGGCGUCGCGCAUGGCUGCAGGCAGCGUCACAGAGCUGGCCUUCAGAGUGGCCAAAGGAGAACUCAAGAAUGGCUUUGCAGUGGUGAGACCCCCAGGCCACCAUGCUGACCCCUCCAACCCAAUGGGUUUCUGCUAUUUCAACUCAGUGGCCAUUGCAGCCAAACAGCUGCAACAGAAACUGAGUGCCAACAAGAUCCUCAUCGUUGACUGGGAUGUUCACCAUGGUAAUGGGACCCAGGAAGUGUUUUACAAUGAUCCCAGUGUGCUGUAUAUCUCACUGCAUCGCUAUGACGAUGGCAACUUCUUCCCUGGAAGCGGCGGGCCGGCUGAGGUGGGAUCUGGUGCUGGAGAGGGCUUCAAUGUUAAUGUGGCCUGGACUGGAGGUCUGGACCCCCCUAUGAGUGAUGCUGAGUACAUCACUGCUUUUAGGACGGUGGUGAUGCCCAUAGCUCAGGAGUUCUCCCCUGACGUGGUCCUGGUCUCCUCAGGGUUUGAUGCAGCAGAGGGACACCCUGCACCUCUAGGGGGUUACAAGGUCACCUCCAGAUGUUUUGGGUUUCUUACCCGGCAGCUGAUGGGUCUGGCUGGAGGCCGGGUGAUCAUGGCUCUGGAGGGAGGUCACGACCUCACGGCCAUCUGUGACGCCUCUGAGGCCUGCGUCAGCGCUCUGCUGGGUAUUGAGGAGCCUCUGUCAGAGGAGGUGCUGCUGCAGAAGCCCAAUGCUAACAGUGUUCGCUCGCUACUGAGAGUCAUACAGAUACAUGGUCAGUAUUGGCAGUCCCUGAAGCUGUUCAGUAGCUCUGUGGGACUGUCCUACCUGGGUGCUCAGAGGAGAGACUGUGAGGAGACUGAUGCUGUCAAUGCUCUGGCCUCUCUGUCUGUGGGGGUCCUGACCAGCAGGAGCCACCCAGACGAGCCUAUGGAGCAAGAUGAGGACUCCAUGUAGAAGAUGCUGACCUUUAACCUCACAGACCUCUCCUUCAGGACAUCCCAAUAGCCUCGGAGAUCCUUCCCUGUCAUACGACGAGGGGGAGGAGUGUAGAUUGUGGAUCUCUGCCUUAACCAAUGAGGCCCUAAAAUCACACAGUGCCUCAAAGACCACCGUCCAUUCUCCUCAGACUAUAUGCAGCGCACCUUAACACAGUGAAGAAUGAACUCAACACAGUGGAACUCAUGUAGCCUUCUGACACCACACCAAAGCCCUGUCAGUGUAUAUGUGAGAUAAAAGAUAUUCUCAUACAACUGAUUAUUAAACUAACUCUGUCCAUGGUCAGCAAUACAGAAUCAUUUAUAUUGUGUGUAUUCAGAAGGAUACCGUGAUAUUGACAACUUUUUGGCCUUUUCAAAACUUUUUUUUUUAAAGUACAGACAUAAUAGGUCUUACUGAGGCACUUACAGUAAAGCAAUACUAGCACCAGGUCUGUGGGUGUCUCUUGUUGUGUCAGUGAGCAGAGCAAACACCAGUCAGUGGCCCUGGAGAGAGAGAGAGAGACGGAGACCGGCCAGCACCUGGCAACUGCUGAAUGGCUCAGUCAAUCCUUGAUGAUGUCAUUAGUAUUCAGUUUAACCACUAAAGAAGAAAAUUAAGAUGUGGUUUUAUCUGUUUUUGCACUGUGCAUUCCAUAAUGUGAACCGUUGAAAAUUACAAACGUCGAGGGGGGGGGGAGGCUCUAGAUGAUUUAAUUAUCUGUUCAACUUUGAGGAUUGGAAGAUAUAUUUCUCCUCUGAAAUCCACUCACAUUCUAAGAAGACUCAUGCAUGUAUACAAAAAUGUGUAUUUCUAAGUGCAUUUGCAAAAACUUCCUGAUUGUAUUCUGAUUAUUCCACUGCUGUUCUUAGACAUGUCUUUAUACAUUGUUCACCUGGACACAUGUCUUUAUACAUUGUUCACCUGGACACAUGUCUUUAUACAUUGUUCACCUGGACACAUGUCUUUAUACAUUGUUCACCUGGACACAUGUCUUUGUACAUUGUUCACAUGGACACAUGUCUUUAUACAUUGUUCACCUGGACACAUGUCUUUAUACAUUGUUCACCUGGACACAUGUCUUUAUACAUUGUUCACCUGGACACAUGUCUUUAUACAUUGUUUGCAUAGACACACACACACAGUCAGAAAUGCAUUUCAUUCGCACACGAUUUCCCUUUAUGUCUUACUGACAUGAUGAGGACCAAACUGAAAUAAAUAAACCAAUUUAUCUUAUGAAGAGCUGAAGACCUACCACUGUUUAGGAGGAAAUUCAACAUGUAUGUUCAUUCCUACGGUAGUUACCAUUGAGGGCUAUUAGUAGUUUUAUUAUGCUAGUCAAAUGCUCUAAUGCACUUAAUGGACAUCUCCCAAAGAAAUGUGUCUUAAAUAUGUCUGCAGUGUGACCGUAUUACUGCAGUUGGACCAGUGAGGUUACUGUGUUAAGUUGAUGUUUGUUUUUUCAGGACCACCAUUUUGACCUGUAGACAUGCCUAUUUUAUUGUGUACAUUAAUUUCACAGUUCAGUUGCCUUGUUAUUAUCCACAAGCAGUUAUAUCAAGUAGAGCUCAAUGCGGCUGGUUAUAUCAAGUAGAGCUCAAUACGGUUGGUUAUAUCAAGUAGAGCUCAAUACUGUUGGUUAUAUCAAGUAGAGCUCAAUGCGGCUGGUUAUAUCAAGUAGAGCUCAACACGGCUGGUUAUAUCAAGUAGAGCUCAAUACUGUUGGUUAUAUCAAGUAGAGCUCAAUACGGCUGGUUAUAUCAAGUAGAGCUCAAUACGGUUGGUUAUAUCAAGUAGAGCUCAAUACGGUUGGUUAUAUCAAGUAGAGGUCAAUGCGGCUGGUUAUAUCAAGUAGAGCUCAAUACGGUUGGUUAUAUCAAGUAGAGCUCAAUAAGGCUGGUUAUAUCAAGUAGAGCUCAAUACGGCUGGUUAUAUCAAGUAGAGCUCAAUACGGUUGGUUAUAUCAAGUAGAGCUCAAUACUGUUGGUUAUAUCAAGUAAAGCUCAAUGCGGCUGGUUAUAUCAAGUAGAGCUCAAUACGGCUGGUUAUAUCAAGUAGAGCUCAAUACUGUUGGUUAUAUCAAGUAGAGCUCAAUACGGCUGGUUAUAUCAAGUAGAGCUCAAUACGGUUGGUUAUAUCAAGUAGAGCUCAAUACGGUUGGUUAUAUCAAGUAGAGCUCAAUGCGGCUGGUUAUAUCAAGUAGAGCUCAAUACGGUUGGUUAUAUCAAGUAGAGCUCAAUAAGGCUGGUUAUAUCAAGUAGAGCUCAAUACGGCUGGUUAUAUCAAGUAGAGCUCAAUACGGUUGGUUAUAUCAAGUAGAGCUCAAUACGGUUGGUUAUAUCAAGUAGAGCUCAAUACGGUUGGUUAUAUCAAGUAGAGCUCAAUACGGUUGGUUAUAUCAAGUAGAGCUCAAUACGGUUGGUUAUAUCAAGUAGAGCUCAAUACUGUUGGUUAUAUCAAGUAGAGCUCAAUACGGCUGGUUAUAUCAAGUAGAGCUCAAUACGGUUGGUUAUAUCAAGUAGAGCUCAAUACGGCUGGUUAUAUCAAGUAGAGCUCAAUACGGCUGGUUAUAUCAAGUAGAGCUCAAUACGGUUGGUUAUAUCAAGUAGAGCUCAAUACGGUUGGUUAUAUCAAGUAGAGCUCAAUACGGCUGGUUAUAUCAAGUAGAGCUCAAUACGGUUGGUUAUAUCAAGUAGAGCUCAAUACGGUUGGUUAUAUCAAGUAGAGCUCAAUACGGUUGGUUAUAUCAAAUAGAGCUGAAUACAGUUGGUUAUAUCAAAUAGAGCUGAAUACGGUUGGUUUGGUGUGUUAUUCUAUGUGAAAACCUUCUUUAUGGACCAUCCAACAGACUAUUACUGUUAGCACUAUGGAGAUGUAGCUUUAUGAUGGUGUAUACUUCUCCUAUAGACCUUGUGGAGAGAGUCCAUCUCCACUCAAAUGUAUGAUACAGUACUUGACAUCAUGCUGAUUAUUCAUUUUCAGAUGUACUGUACCUAUACACAUCCACGCUAAACCUGCUCCAAACUGAAACUAGUUUGUGAGAAUUCCUCAAGUCUAUUUUGUGUGUUCAUGAAAUGACAUCCAAUGUAGAUAUUUUUUGUUGUGAGUUGAAAUGUUUACCACAUUCCAGUUUCCACAGUUCCAUUUUCUACAUUCAUUCUAGAUGUUAUGUAGUUUGUCUUAAUGGGCAUUUCAUCUAGAUUGCGCUCAUUGUUGGAAGCUAUUCGGUGAAUGAAAAGAAACUGUCCACCAUCAAAUUCAGAAGACAUAUUUAUGAAAUGUGUUUUCACAAGAUUCACAAUAUUAUUUUGUAUAUGACCCCAUACCUCUGGAGUGUGGCUGAAUGUUUAAAUGUAUCAUACGCUCUCUAUUACUGCGUAUUAUUGUGUGUUCCAUAUUGAAGAAGUCAUGUUCUUUUUUAUACAAAAUCGAAGAGAGUGACAGAGAGAGAGAGAGCAUCCACUUCUGUCUAAAACAAUAUUUACAAGGCACCUUUUGAAAGGGACAUGCUCUCUGUGCUGGUGCUCCGACUGGUGAUACACAUCAAUGUUGUCUUAACAAGACAUUCUUCUCUAACCUCAGCUGCAUCCUCACCCCUAGUUGGCAUUGAGAGAGAGAGAAUGGUAACCAUGCUAACAAGUCCUUUAGCCCUUUCCUCUUAUACUCUGUACCAACCACUGUGGAUAGCUAUGUGUGUCUAGGAGACCAUGUAUGUGCAAGAAGGUCAUAACUAUUGCCAGUUUUCAUUGUUCAUUAUUCUUUGUAUUAGCUAUAUGUUUUGUUUUCAAGACUCUGGGCAAUGUUUGCCCAUAAGGUCGCCUCAAAGACUUAUAAAAUUAAAUAGAAUCAGCCACCAUCAUUCAAACGCUCUUAGAACUGACAGUGACUGUGUGGUGUCUGUCACUUAGAACUGACAGUGACUGUGUGGUGUCUGUCACUUAGAACUGACAGUGACUGUGUUGUGUCUGUCUCUUAGAACUGACAGUGACUGUGUUGUCUGUCUCUUAGAACUGACGGUUUCUGUGUUGUCUGUCUCUUAUAACUGACAGUGACUGUGUUGUCUGUCUCUUAGA